CCCGCAGACUGCAGACUUUCUAUCGGCCGAUAGUUUGGUCGGCUUGUUAAUCAGUAUGGAGAGUUAUGCGUAUGCGCACAUUACAACGAUUCAGUAUCGGCCGAUAAAAAAGUUUGAUGGGCUUCCCGAUUUCCUUCAAACUGAUCUGUCGGCCAACUGUCGGCCGACUGCUUAAUCAGUAUUGGCUAACUUCCACGUGCGCACACACGACGAUUGUUCAAUCGGCCGAUGGCUCAGUUCGCUCCGGCCAUUGGCGUUGGACAGUCGUUUCGUGCGUAUAUUUUUAAUAUGGCAUCGCCAAAUUCACAAUCGUUGAUUGUAGAAACGUCCAUCGUACAGUUGAUUGAAGAAGUCGAGAAAAGACCUGCGCUUUAUAAAAAAACUUUAAAAGAGUACUCCGACGCAAAUCUCAAGAAAAAAUUGUGGGAGGAAGUUUGUGAAGCAGUUGUUCUUGGUUGGAAUCACCUUAAUGCCGAGGACAGAACAAACAAAGGUCGCGAGGUGCAAAAAAAUGGGCUAAUUUAA
Acanthoscelides obtectus is the source of this 525-nucleotide messenger RNA. The record is from the annotation of a GenBank genome assembly. Lineage: Eukaryota; Metazoa; Arthropoda; Insecta; Coleoptera; Chrysomelidae.